CCUGAUUCAUUGAAAAAACAAAAUUGAAAAUAAAAGACAGUACUAAAUAAAGAUGACUGACAUACCAGGAGUACAGAAUCUGCAGCAAAGAAGAAAAACUCCUUUAGAAAACCCCCCAUCAGGAGUAGCAGACACAGGAGGUUCAACAACAGACCCUAUUACCCAGAAGCCCCUUCCACCCUGGUUCAAGGAACAGCCAUUCCAGUAUAACGCCAGAGUCAUCGUACCUUUCUUACCAUGUUUUUGUAUUGUCCUGGCACUAGCUGGUGAAUUAUUACUCACAAUGAUAGUUGUUGGAGCCCUUGUUUUACAUAUUCUGGAUAAUAUGGAGGAAAAGUCCAAAGCAAUAGCGUUUUUUGUGGUCCUUCUCAUGUGCUGUCAAAUGACUGUAAUGUACUCUGCGGCACCCCUAAUAUGGUCAUCUCUCUUCAAUGUGCUGCUCAUCGUGCUACUAAAUAUGUUCACUGUGCUUACUGGAGGCUGGGCACUCAUACAAUUCCCAGCAUUCAUCAGACAGGAACCUAUGGUUGUCAAGGUGGUCGAACUGAUGUUAUUUGCUGUUUACCCAUUUGGUUGCACAUUACUGUUGUCCUGGGCAACCGCAUCUGUGAUUAUGGUAGAAGCAGCUCCUUACUGUAUUAUCAUAUAUGGAUUUGUUCUACUCCAAUUAUUUAUGACACCAACAAUAUCUUCAUUCUGCAAGACAGAUUCCCAGAAUGCAGAGACAACGCUCAUACUUGACCCAAUGAUAGUUGGGAUACUGAGUCUAGUGUACGCUACCAUGCCGACAAUGGUAUAUGUGGUGAUCACCUUAAUAUUGGAUUUCAGAACCCUCUUUUAUGCAUCAACAAUAAUUCAUGGCCUGUUCAUUGCUGGCCUAAGUGUGUUCCUAUCCUCACUGUUACAUAUAAAGUCCUUCCUGGAGGCAUCAGGUAUUGAAGAAAAAUACAUUAAAUACAUACGUUGGUGUGCUGCCGUGGUUUGUCUCAGUUUGUUAGGACCUGUGCUUCUAUACCAGGGGACCCCUUCAGAAGUGCUACACCUAAUGCCUCUAGCCGCAGCCUUACAUACUAUAUAUGGUUACGUUGCUGGCAGAAAAAAUAAUGAUAUUCCACUGGUUGUUAUGGUGGUUGUCAUGACAAUAUUUUACAUUUACUUGUUUUCCAUAUUGCCAUGGCAACUCAAUCAGUAUUUGAAUGACAACGUGGGAGGUGUUCAAUACAUACAUAUGGUAAUGUGUAUAAGUGUUCUACUUUGUGUAUUAGCUGUCAUCGUUGCCGUAGUUGCGGAGCCAGAGUUGUUUGGAAUCGUCAUCACCUUUCAGUCAUUUUCAAUGGUUAUGUGUGAGAAGUUCUUAUUAGCUGCAGGGGUGUAUUCCCCAACACUUCUAACAAUAAUACUGGUGUUUGCAGCAUACUUCCUUAUAAGACUAUUUCACGCCAAUAAGAUUUACGAGAAAGAUGCACUGAUGUCUCUCUCCCUCCAUCUUACAAAGGUUCCUGACAUCAUCGAUGCCGUCGUUGACAAUAAAGAUGUCUCCACUGCAUCGUUUACCUAUCGUUUAUUUUCCACAUUGAUCUUAGCUGCAAUUGUGAGUCGUGUGGUUGUCUUUGAAAACAGAGAUGUUAUACCAAACAUACAGGCAUUGAUGUACUUUGUUGCGCUAGGGGUGUCCAUUAUGUUUAACACAUUCUCUAUCCUUCCUGAGAUUUGGUGGUUCGUCAUGCGUGACUUUCCUAGCCUCAUUGAUGUUAUAGCCCUUGGCUUCACCAUCUGGGGCUUGCUAUUUCUUAAGCUUUCCUACUGCCAUGUGAUACCAGGAAAUGACACUAAACAACUAAGCCCGAUGUUGCUAUGCUAUGGGGUCCUCAUGAUGCUCAUUCAUCCUCCUUUGGAAUACACAUGGGAAGCAACCCAAAAAUGGCUGAUUUUAUUGAGCAUCACAAUCAGUCUCCCAACCCUGCCAAUUAUACGCACGAUACGCCAUCCAUUGCCCUUAUUUGGUCUCACAGCAGUCGCUGGGUUCCCUGUUGGAUUCUUUGUCACUGAUAUUAUUUAUUCUCUGCUAAAAGAUGGCAGUGGUGUUGGUGUGUUGGCAAACAUGUUCAUAGGAUUAAAUCUCACCACAGUGUUUUUCCUGACAGCAUCUCUGUAUCAGAUAGACCACAUUACAACAGUCCUUCGCAAACGCUUGUAUUUUAUAUUGACCACUCUCGGCAUAUGCAGUGUAGUUCUCUUCAUCCAUGAUGCGACGUUCCUAGAUUUGAGGACGGAGCAUGGUAGCCUCAAAAUGGAGUUCAUCGAUAUUCCUGCCAGUAAAAUGGCGUUGUUAAACACAUUGGUGGCAGCUGCGGGAUUGAAAUUGUUUUCGAUUAAAAAUAAGCCUUCUAAUCUUCCCAAAACAGCGGGUGGUGUACCUUAUAUAGACAGGAAGUUACCAUUGCUAGGCAACGCUUGUGCAGUAAUAGCGUAUUUGCUGGCAUGCCAGGCAUGUCCCAUACAACAGUGGGAAUUCUGGUAUUGUGGAUGUACCCUCUUGUUGCUCCUUCUACAGAAAGACCACUAUUUAUUACACAUCCUGUCACCUAGCAACCAGGCAGCACCAGCUGUUUCCAUGACAACACUAAUGCUCCUUUUCACAACAUUGAUUUCAAAUCAAUUAUGGACUACAGAAAGUGGGUAUACAAUGUUUAGAGGCAUUGUGGAGAUAAUAAUCGAAAUAAUUGCUUUACCUAAUUUAUUAACGUUUCUCUAUCUCUUUUGGAAAGAUAGCACAAACACUUUAGAUGGGCUCGAGCAAAUAGCUGUGUUUACGAUGCCGUUAAAUGGGUUGCUAUUCCUGUUUGGGACAUCUUAUAAUAGCUGGGUGUUAGCUGGAAUCAGUCUUGUUUGUGGAAUAUGGACAACAAUGAUAAGGAUACCACAUUUACGCAAUACCAUCUAAGUCUGUUAAUCAAGACUUGAGAAUUUGAAGUAAUCCGAAAUAGCUAACAUCUUUAAACAUUUUGGAGCUAGCAGGAAUUAGUCUUGUUUGUGGAAUAUGGACAACUAUGAUAAGGAUACCAUAUUUACGUAAUACAGUCUAAAACUAAUAGUCCAGAGAAGUUG
Molecule: messenger RNA, 3108 nt
Organism: Owenia fusiformis
Lineage: Eukaryota; Metazoa; Annelida; Polychaeta; Sabellida; Oweniidae
Source: the annotation of a GenBank genome assembly